GGAGGAAGAGGGCAGAGAGAAGCGCCCGGACCGCGGGCAGCCCCGGCCAGCAGCGGAGCGGCCGCCCCAUCCCACUCCCAGCAUGUUCCAGUGGAAGAAGACCAUCUACAAAACAGCUUGCCUCUCCUUCUUGCUGGUGAUCACGGUGACGGUGCUGCAACGGGGAAUGGCUCCCAGCCAGUUCAUGCAGGGCCAGCAGCAGAAAGAGCUGCCCCCUCUGAACCCCCUGAAAACACAGAAGAGAAAUAACGCCUUCUCCAUCCCCAUCACUUUCUGGAAGAGCGAGAAAGACAACGAGAAAGGCCCUGUGAAGGAGGAGGAGGAGGAGGAGACCGUGACAGCAAAGCAAGCAAAAUCCUGGGAUGUCACCACUACCAACUGCUCAGCCAACCAGAACUUGAGCAAGGCAGACUGGUUCAAAGGACUGGAGCCCAACUUCCAGCAGUUCCUGCUCUAUCGGCACUGCCGUUACUUCCCCAUGCUGAUCAACCACCCAGAGAAAUGCAGCGAGGACAUCUACCUGCUCAUUGUGGUCAAGUCUAUCAUCACGCAGCACGACCGCCGUGAGGCCAUCCGGAGGACCUGGGGCCAGGAGAAGGAUGUGGAUGGCAAGAGGAUCAGGACGCUGUUCUUGCUGGGCACAGCCUCGAAGGAGGAGGAGAGAGCCAACUACCAAAAACUGCUGGAUUACGAGAACCACAUCUAUGGAGACAUCUUGCAGUGGGAUUUCCUGGACAGCUUCUUCAACCUCACCCUCAAAGAGGUCCAUUUCCUGAAAUGGCUGAACAUCUACUGUGACAAAGUCCGCUUCAUCUUCAAAGGUGACGAUGAUGUGUUUGUGAGUCCCAGCAACAUCCUGGAGUUCCUGGAGGACAAGAAGGAGGGAGAGGACCUCUUUGUGGGGGAUGUCCUCUACAAGGCCAGGCCAAUCCGGAGGAAGGAGAACAAAUACUACAUCCCCAGCGCCCUCUACAACAAAAAUAGCUAUCCACCCUACGCAGGGGGUGGGGGCUUCAUCAUGGAUGGGCCCCUGGCCAAGAGGCUGCACAAGACCUCGGAGACGCUGGAGCUGUACCCCAUCGACGACGUCUUCCUAGGCAUGUGCUUGGAGGUCCUUAAAGUAUCACCUGUUGGGCACGAGGGCUUCAAAACUUUUGGCAUUGUGAAGAACAAGAACAGCAAGAUGAACAAGGAGCCGUGUUUUUUCCGGAGUAUGUUGGUGGUUCAUAAACUGCUGCCUCCCGAGUUGCUCCAAAUGUGGGACUUGGUCCAUAGUAACUUGACGUGCUCGAGAAAACUCAACGUCCUUUAGCUCAGUCUCUCUGGAG
This is a messenger RNA of Chroicocephalus ridibundus (black-headed gull), 1328 nucleotides long. It is a transcript of the gene B3GNT7, whose product is annotated as UDP-GlcNAc:betaGal beta-1,3-N-acetylglucosaminyltransferase 7. Gene Ontology annotation, cellular component: Golgi membrane. NCBI's taxonomy places the organism in Eukaryota, Metazoa, Chordata, Aves, Charadriiformes, Laridae. Gene Ontology annotation, molecular function: hexosyltransferase activity; UDP-glycosyltransferase activity. The transcript is spliced from 2 exons. The record is from RefSeq and is a predicted model, not a curated record. Bases 83 to 1312 code for a protein of 409 amino acids.